This is a messenger RNA of Microdochium trichocladiopsis, 1764 nucleotides long. RefSeq lists its product as uncharacterized. The record is from RefSeq and is a predicted model, not a curated record. Lineage: Eukaryota; Fungi; Ascomycota; Sordariomycetes; Xylariales; Microdochiaceae. The transcript has a single exon. Bases 369 to 1490 code for a protein of 373 amino acids.
CUUGCAGGCACAACUGCCUGAUGAUGACGUCGCCGUGCACAUCUGCUGCUCUCGGCUCCUCGAGCUCCUGGCAACCCUCACAGACCCUUCUCGCAUCUCCCGCAUGGUCUGUUAAGUCAGCUGCUCUCCCGCCUAAUCCUAUUCUUGCUUUGUCCUGGCCACCUUCAUCCUCCUUUCCCAUCCCUACCCCCUUGCUGGAUGCUCAAGCCACGGCCCACUGUCCCCUACCUCCGAGCCAUGUGCUGCUGAUCUGACGAUCUGCCCACGUCGAUCAUCAGGCACAAGCACUUAUACUCGCCCAUCCCAUCCUCGCACAUCACACAACAUCACUCAGUCAGCCGUGUCAGCUUUCCCUCACCACCGCCAUCAUGAUCAACUCUUCCCCAGGCACGGCGUAUAACCCCGAGGCCGUGCAGUCCGCCUUGCGCAUCGCCAUCGAGCAAUUCCAACAACAGACCCUCGCCCUCUCCUCAUCAUCGACCAGCGCCAUCGCCUCUGAUCCGACCUCCCCCACCGGCAUCCCGACCGGGCCUGGCUAUUACCGCCACAGCCGACACAGCAGCCUCGCGGUCCCGCAGAGCACCCGCCGCCGCAAGGUCAUCGCCUUCGAUCUCUACGGCACCCUCCUCUCUACCGACUCCAUCGCACACGAGCUCGCCAAGCACUAUGGCGAGGAGGCCGCCCCCGGCAUUGCAACACUGUGGCGCCGGUUCCAGCUCGAGUACACCUGGCGCAUCACCAGCAUGGGCGAGUUCAAAAACUUCCAAGAGAUCACCCGCAGCGCCCUCGGCCACGCUCUCAUGGAGCACAGCGGCAUCAAGCUGACGGCCAAAGCUGCCUCCGAAUUGAUGCGUGCCUACGACUCGCUACACGUGUACCCGGAUGUCGAGGCCGGCUUGAAAUUGCUCAAGGACGCCAAGGAGGGCAAGACACUGGAGGAAGUCACAGAAGAGGGCGAGGGCGAGGGCGAAUACACCACCAGGAAAGAAGUUCCAUCCCCGCAGUCGUUGGACGUAAGAGACAGCACAGGCCGCAGCUCAUCGAGAUCAUCAGCCUCGUCAUCCUCUUCGUCAUCACUACCGGAGAUGGACGCAUACAUCUUCACAAACGGCACGCCCGAGAUGGCGAUGCGGUCCAUGGUCACCUCCCCCGAGCUGUCGCACCACACCAAGGCGUCCGAGCGCGGUCUGUUUAGUGAUCCGGGCAGUAUCGUGUCUGCCGACUCGGUUCAAUGCUACAAGCCAGAUCCGCGGGUGUACCAGCACCUUUUGGAUGUCGCCGGCGUGCGCACAGAGCAGGACAAACGCAAUGUCUGGGUCAUCAGCGCGAACCCGUUCGACGUGGUUGGUGCCAAGGCGGCGGGGCUUCGGGCGGCCUGGAUCGACCGUGCCGGGAAAGGCUGGGUUGAUCGUCUCGACGAGAUGAGGGUCCCUUCAGUCACGGCAACGGGGGUGGAUGAGGCUAUCAAGGCAAUCUUAUCAUGGAAUUGAGUUUCUUCGAGUAGCAGCGGGAGAAGCAUUGAUGGGGGGUUAGAGGUUUGGUGAUUCUAGAACCAGGAGAAGAAGCACUUUCAUAAGUUGCAGAAGGUCGAUAUUCGUGGCGCAGUCUCGCGCCUCUCGAGAUACCACUUUGGGAAUGGACAGGACACAAACAGGAUACGGGAACACAAAACAGGAGGCUCUUUGGUUUGGAAGCGACAAGCUCUGUAAUAUUAAUUCGCAAAGGAAAAGGCAUAAAAGCAUGGUAUCAGCCUCUAAAAUGACA